AUGAACGCUACCAGUAUCCAAACACAUCAAAGCAACAUUUUGGAGUACUUGAAAAAGAACAGAAAUGAAUUCACAUCACGACAAAUACUCGAGAUUUUAUCAAUCGACUUGCAGAAGGGAGGUGAGCUCUUCAAUAGAUUAAUUAAGAUGGAGCAGAUCGAGUAUAAUGAAACAAAAGAGACCUUCAAAUACAAGCCAAAGUGUAAUGCACGCAAUUUUAAGGAACUCCAAGAGCGAAUCCACACAAAUGGGUUAAAAGGCGUUUCGUCAAAGUUUCUGAAUGACGCAUACCCCGGUGUCGAAGAGGAUUUAAAACAACUCCAAACACACCCAAGUGACUUCGACAUGAUUUGUUUGAAAGAAGACAAAGGAAAAGACGUAUUCUUCUUCUCCGACCCAACUAAAAAAGUCUUAGGUGGUGGUGCGGAGCUUGACGGCGAUAUCGUCUCCAAGUGGAAACAACUGACCGGUUCUAAAGAUGAUGACUUCGACAAGACCAUUCGCAACUCCAAUUUAAUCCGAUAUCAUUUCUCUGCUCAAAACACAUCAAAGAGAUCAAAGAAAGACUUGUGA
This is a messenger RNA of Entamoeba invadens IP1, 573 nucleotides long. RefSeq lists its product as hypothetical. The record is from RefSeq and is a predicted model, not a curated record. NCBI's taxonomy places the organism in Eukaryota, Evosea, Mastigamoebida, Endamoebidae. The transcript has a single exon. Gene Ontology annotation, cellular component: transcription factor TFIIE complex. The coding region runs from base 1 to 573 and encodes 190 amino acids. Gene Ontology annotation, biological process: transcription initiation at RNA polymerase II promoter.